GCCUACAAGUCAACACACACACACACAUGCAUCUGCUAUAGGUUCGUUGGGCCGGCAGUCCUAUCAAUAUAUAUAUAAUGUACAUUCUCUUUUGUUUGGACUCCCAGACACAUAUACUCUGUUAAUAUCCCUUAUAAUUACCUUCCCUAGGCGCGCAAUCCACAGCUUUUCUUCUCUUUCCUUCUCUCAAAAGUUUUCUUCAUCUCCACUCUCUUAAUAGAAACCAUGGGCGGUCGACGUCGCCGGGCACAAGUCGAAAUCACCAGUUUUGAGUCUGAGGAGGUUAGUAGUAUUGAAUGGGAGGUUAUAAACAUGACUGAUCAAGAAGAAGAUCUCAUCUAUAGAAUGUAUAGACUUGUUGGGGAGAGGUGGGAUUUAAUAGCGGGAAGGAUUCCAGGCCGAAAUGCGGAAGAAAUAGAGAGGUUUUGGAUAAUGAGACACUGGGAAGGGGUCGGUGAUAGAAGAAAAUUGCAUAAGAAAGAGAAUUCCAAAAUCUUUGCUCAUUGAUUUUCAAUUGCUACACAAAAGUUGUUUCUGUCUUUAAUUGUUUUUUUGGCUUUUAAAUUUAGCGAAUAAAUAAAUAUAUAUUUUUUGAAACUCUCAUAGCUAGCAAUGGAUAUUAUCAUGAUUAAUAAAGAAUCUUCCCCCACUCCCACUUGUAAUCUUGGCCAA
This is a messenger RNA of Alnus glutinosa, 672 nucleotides long. RefSeq names its product transcription factor TRY. Gene Ontology annotation, molecular function: transcription cis-regulatory region binding. NCBI's taxonomy places the organism in Eukaryota, Viridiplantae, Streptophyta, Magnoliopsida, Fagales, Betulaceae. The record is from RefSeq and is a predicted model, not a curated record. The transcript has 3 exons. The coding region runs from base 226 to 507 and encodes 93 amino acids. Gene Ontology annotation, cellular component: nucleus. Gene Ontology annotation, biological process: cell differentiation.